Messenger RNA from Folsomia candida, 871 nucleotides. RefSeq lists its product as uncharacterized. The transcript is spliced from 5 exons. The coding region runs from base 168 to 773 and encodes 201 amino acids. Lineage: Eukaryota; Metazoa; Arthropoda; Collembola; Entomobryomorpha; Isotomidae. The record is from RefSeq and is a predicted model, not a curated record.
CCCUGAAGUGAUACAUGACAUGGAAUAAGUAGAAGGUGAACUUGGAUCCCACUCUUUUAACAAUUACACCCAACUGUAUAUUUUAUUAGUCAGCAGUAAGCAUUAUUGCACAGAAGAAGCAAAAACAAUUCGACACAGAUUUUGUCAAAAAUAGUUUUUAAAAAAUCAUGAAAACCACUAUUGCCUUGCUCCUCGUUGCCUUUGCUGGAAUUCAGGCCCAAAUUGGAAUUCCUUGCCAUUCAAACAUCUUUAAUUUUACGCCACGUCAUAAUCUGAACAUUUCUCGGUAUGCGGGUACUUGGUACGUCCAAGAAGUUGGGUCGAGCAACAUUGGUAACUUCCCACAACCGGAUUGGAAGUGUGAAAAGCAUGUAUAUUCCGCUCCUACCGAGACCGACCCCCCAACUUUGUCUGUCCUAGAAGUUUACGUCAACAUUACGGACGGGACUACUUUUUCUGAAGAUAUGCCAAUCUCCGUGAAUGCUACGAGGAGCCCGAUGAGCGCCAUGUGGAGGAAGACUUCCGGCGUGGAUGGCGACUUGGAGUCGCAGGUCUUCAUUAUGUCAGCCGAUUUGGAGUUUGCCACAUGGACGAUUAUGUACUCGUGCGCCAUUCAUAAGCCUUUCUUCUUCCGGAGAGAAGUCCUUAUGGCGAUGACUCGCAGUAGGACGAUUCAACCAGAUUUGAGGUCGUUUCUUAAAGCUCUCAUGGUCGGGGGAGGGUUCCGGAUUGGGGAUCAGUGGUCAAUUGACCAGACAGGAUGCACCAAUUAAAUAAAGCUGUGUGGAAAAUUGGAAAUAAUUUGAAGAAAUAGUAAUCAUGUUAAGUCGGCAAAAAUAAAUACGGGAAAAAGAUGGCUAAAUUGCAAGAA